Messenger RNA from Soboliphyme baturini, 483 nucleotides. NCBI's taxonomy places the organism in Eukaryota, Metazoa, Nematoda, Enoplea, Dioctophymatida, Soboliphymatidae. The record is from the annotation of a GenBank genome assembly.
AUGGUAAUCAUUUCCGUCUCGACCUCUGCCCUGUUGACCACCGUCACUCCGCUGGUCACCUUCCGGCAGGACACCCUGUGGAUCCUGAUCGUCGCGUUUGUGAUCGCGUUCGUGCUGGCGUUCGGCAUCGGCGCCAACGAUACGGCCAAUUCGUUCGGCACCAGCGUCGGCUCGAAAGUACUCACGCUGCACAGGGCCUAUCUCCUGGCCAGCAUCUUCGAGACACUUGGCGCCGUCCUGCUCGGUAAGCCGUUUGUUGAUCAUUGUUGGUUUUUAUGCAGCGCCGGGUCACUGUUUCGCCAUCCCUCAUCAUACGGUAGCUCCUCAGCGAACAACACGCCACGUCGCAAUGCACGACCCUGUAAAAUUUUGACCAUAUUCGAUGCUCAGAAAGAGACAAUCGAUUGCGCUAGCCAAAAGUGCAGGCAAAUCGCUUCCUCACGAAAGCCCCUUCUCGGUCACUGUCCAAAUCUCGACAAGUAA